Messenger RNA from Rubroshorea leprosula, 548 nucleotides. The record is from the annotation of a GenBank genome assembly. NCBI's taxonomy places the organism in Eukaryota, Viridiplantae, Streptophyta, Magnoliopsida, Malvales, Dipterocarpaceae.
CAGGCAUUGCGGCAGACUAGUCAUAAUGUUCGGUGAUCCUUUCCAGUACACUUCAAGCAAAAUAUUGCUUACCCAAUUGGAGAAUGUACAGGAUACCUUCCAGAUAAAGGAAAGAGAUUUCCUUACAUUUGAUGCCUUAAGGCAAGCUGCUCAAUGUGUGGGCCGAGUUAUCCGGUCAAAGGCUGAUUAUGGAAUGAUGAUUUUUACUGACAAAAGGUAUGGUGGUCAUGACAAGCACUCAAAAUUGCCUAGUUGCAUACUGUCAUAUUUACGAGAUGCACACUUGAAUUUGAGCACCAAUAUGGUGGUUCAUAUGGCAAGAGAGCUUCGCAGUCCAACACUGUUGAAGUCCUCAACUGCUUCUACACCUGCAAAAUCCCGAGGUUGUUUCCUCGGGGAAAACACUCUGACGCUCAAGUCAGCAAUACUCAGUGUUCUAGAGAGAGAGGCUCUCAAGGAGUAAUUGCAGAGAGAGAAGCAUAGAGAUUAAUCACCUUCAUCGGAGGUAGUUGGGGGGUAUUUAUAGCCCCUUGGUGCUGACAUACAUC